Molecule: messenger RNA, 5266 nt
Organism: Peromyscus leucopus (white-footed mouse)
Lineage: Eukaryota; Metazoa; Chordata; Mammalia; Rodentia; Cricetidae
Gene: Amer1
Product: APC membrane recruitment protein 1
Exons: 2
Coding region: 311-3637 (1108 amino acids)
Biological process (GO): regulation of canonical Wnt signaling pathway
Cellular component (GO): plasma membrane
Molecular function (GO): beta-catenin binding; phosphatidylinositol-4,5-bisphosphate binding
Source: RefSeq, a predicted model, not a curated record
AUCACGGACGUCCCACCCUGUAACUGUGGAGUCCAGGGUGAAAGGGGUAUGGGGGAGCUGCCCAGAGCCUGGAGAAGGGUAGUCGGUGCAGGAGAAUGCUGUAGCUGUGGUGUCGGCUGGGCUGCGGCAGGAGCAGUCGUGGCGGCGUUCUCAGCAGAGGCUCCAGCUCAGAGCAGAGCAGCUCAGCAGACAAUAACCGCACUGGGAGCUGGACCUGGCGGGACCCAGCUGUGAUGCUCCCUGACUGAUCAUGUUAUAACUCCACCUGGAAUCCAAAGGCUGCAUUUCCAGUUCAAGAGCUGUCACCAGCAUGGAGACUCCAAAGGACGAAGCUGUUCAGAUCAAGGGAGCAUCAGCCUCUAGAGAUGCCCAAGACCAGGGAGCCGAAAAGGGAGCCAAGAACAAGACACCUGAGACAACAGAAGGACCAGCCUCAGAGCCACCCUUAUCAGGCCCAGGUAGGCUGAAGAAAACUGCCAUGAAACUCUUUGGUGGCAAGAAGGGAAUCUGUACUCUGCCUAGUUUCUUUGGGGGAGGACGAAGCAAAGGUUCUGGGAAAGGCAGCGCUAAGAAGGGUUUAAACAAGAGUAAGACCCACGAUGGCCUGAGUGAAAUAGUUCAUGGCCCUGAAGAUGUUGUCAUUGAAGAAACAGGCCUCUCUGUACCUUUGUCCAAGUCCCCUCAAUUUCCUAGCUCCCAGAGUGCCCAUGGAGCUUUGGAGAUAGGCUCUAAACAUAAGACAUCUGGCACUGAAGCCACAGAGAAAGCUGGAGUUGAAAAGGUACCCUCUGUGCAGAAGCCUAAGAAAGGUCUAAAAGGCUUUUUUAGCAGCAUCCGCCGUCACCGCAAGAGCAAGGUGUCUGGGGCUGAUCAAAAUGGGCUAGGGGCAAAGGAACUUGAGGGGGCCAGAACCAGGUCUCAUGAGCAUGUGAGUUCAACCUCUCUGCCCAGCUCUGAGGAGAGAUUCCAAGCUGCGAGAAAGGAAAAUGCCAAACCCCAGCAUGCUCCUGAACCAAAAAUUUCUCCAGCACUAGAACAUUUUUCACCAACUACUGAGAAGACAGCCUGUAAAAAUCCAGAAAAACUCACGAAGACCCGUGCCUCAGAGUUCAUACAGCCCAAGCCUACUCCUGAAGCUAGUAGCCUUGAGGAGCCCCACACUUCAGAAACAGAAGAAAAGGUAGUGACUGGAGAGGUAAACCCACCCAAUGGCCCUGGUGGGGAUCAGCUAAGCCUCCUGUUUGGGGAUGUCACAUCCCUAAAAAGCUUUGACUCACUGACAGGCUGUGGCGACAUCAUAGCAGAACAAGAUAUGGACAGCAUGACAGAUAGCAUGGCCUCUGGUGGCCAGAGGGCCAACCGAGAUGGGACCAAGCGAAGUUCCUGCUUGGUGACCUACCAAGGAGGUGGGGAGGAGAUGGCCUUGCCAGAUGAUGAUGACAAUGAGGAAGAAGAGGAUGAGGAGGUAGAAUUAGAGGAUGAGGAAGAGGAGGUCAAAGAUGGGGAGGAAGAUGGUGACUUAGAGUAUCUCUGGGCAAAUGCCCAGAUGUACCCAAGAUCUAAUCUGAACCUGGGCUACCAUACUGCUACAUCCCCCAGUCACCAGGGCUACAUGCUCAUUGAUCCAGUUCAGUCUUAUCCUAGUCUAGGCCCUGGAGAACUUUUGACUCCUCAGAGUGACCAGCAAGAGUCUGCUCCCAAUAGUGAUGAAGGUUAUUACGACUCUACCACACCAGGGUUUGAGGAUGAUUCAGGUGAGGCUCUGGGACUUGCCCAUCGGGAUUGUCUACCCAGAGACAGCUAUAGUGGUGAUGCCCUAUAUGAAUUCUAUGAGCCAGAUGACAGUGUUGAGAACUCCCCACCUGGGGAUGACUGCCUUUAUGACCUCCGUGGUCGCAACUCCGAGAUGUUUGGUUCUUUCUUGAAUUUCGAACCCUUUUCUUCUCGGCCACCUGGAGCAAUGGAAACAGAGGAAGAACGGCUAGUGACCAUCCAGAAACAGUUGCUAUACUGGGAGCUUCGCCGGGAGCAGCUUGAGGCUCAAGAGGCAUGUGCUAGAGAGGCUCAUGCUAGGGAAGCCUAUGCUCGAGAUACCCACACUCGGGAAUCUUACGGCAGAGAUGUCCGAACCCGAGAAGCCCAGGCCCGAGAGGUUCAUGCUCAAGAGGGUCGAGUCCGAGAGACCCAGGUCAGGCAUGAGAAGCCUGUCUUGGAGUAUCAGAUGAGGCCCUUAGGCCCAUCAGUGAUGGGCCUCGUGGCAGGGAAUUCAGGAGCUUCUCAGACUUCCCACCGGGGAACCACCUCAGCUUUCCCUGCCACUUCUAGCAGUGAGCCAGACUGGCGGGAUUUCCGCCCUCUGGAGAAGCGUUUUGAGGGCACUUGCUCCAAGAAAGAUCAAAGUACGUGUUUGAUGCAGCUCUUCCAGAGUGAUGCCAUGUUUGAGCCAGACAUGCAAGAAGCAAAUUUUGGAGGCUCUCCCAGGAGGGCCUACCCUAGUUACUCACCCCCUGAGGAGCCAGAGGAAGAAGAGGAUGAGAAGGAAGGGAAUGCCACUGUGAGUUUCUCACAGGCCUUAGUAGAGUUUACCAGCAAUGGAAACCUUUUUUCCAGCAUGUCCUGCAGCUCGGAUUCAGACUCAUCCUUCACUCAAAACCUCCCUGAGCUGCCCCCUAUGGUCACCUUUGACAUUGCUGAUGUGGAACGGGAUGGAGAAGGCAAGUGUGAAGAGAAUCCUGAGUUCCACAAUGAUGACCUCACAGCCUCCUUGGAAGCUUUUGAGCUGGGUUAUUACCACAAACAUGCCUUCAACAGCUAUCAUAGUCGAUUCUACCAAGGCCUGCCCUGGGGUGUUAGCAGCCUCCCUCGAUACUUGGGGCUCCCUGGCAUACACCCCCGACCUCCACCUGCUGCAAUGGCACUCAAUAGGAGAAGCCGUUCCCUUGACAAUGCAGAGACCCUAGAGCUGGAGCUCUCCAGUUCUCACCUAGCCCAGGGUUACUUGGAGUCUGAUGAGCUACAGCCCCACCAGGAAGAUUCAGAUGAAGAAGGUGAAGAAGAGGAAGGAGAAUGGGGCCGAGACAGUCCCUUGUCCCUCUACACUGAACCUCCGGGGGCCUAUGACUGGCCUACCUGGGCUCACUGUCCUCUUCCAUUGGAGCCAGACCCUGCUUGGAUAAGCCCCAGUCAGUUGGAUGAGCCUUUCAAUCAGUCUUCAUAUGGGCAGGCACCCUGUUGCGUACCUCCUGUGGCAAUGGCAAUGUCAGUCAGCCCAAGGGCACCUGGAGACUCUCUGUCUCAGCUAGCUCGGCCUUCACACCUACCCCUGCCCAUGGGUCCUUGCUAUAACCUUCAAUCGCAGGCCUCCCAAAGUGUGAGGGCCAGGCCUCGGGAUGCACUGAUGCCCAUAGAUGAGCCCAGUUGUACCUCCAUUUCUGGAGCCAACUCUCUGUCUCAAGCCAAGCCUGUAGGCAUCACCCAUGGUAUCCCUCAGCUGCCCAGGGUGCGGCCUGAACCCCUUCAGCUUCAACCCAGUCACUACAGAGCUUCCAACCUUGACCUGUCGAAGGAGAGGGGCGAGCAAGGUGCCUCUUUCUCUACCAGCUACUCCACUGCCAUGAAUGGAAACCUAGCCAAGUAGUUAUCAAUUCCAGAGUGGAGACCUGAGCAUGUGAAUGGGGUCAGGGGUUGGGCAGAGGGGUGGGGGUGGGGGUUGCUGUUUAACUUGAAAAUCCCUUUGGCCAAGAUAAACUCUUCUGAGUUUUCACUUUGUUUUCCCACCUCCCUCUGCCAUCUUUGGCCAGGUUCAGCCCAAGUACAUCUGCCUAGGGAAGCUGCUGCUUCUGUGCUCCGGUUUUUGCUUUGGGGUUUCUUCUGACCUAUAUAGGGCUUGAGAUGCAUCCUUAUUGCAGGCUGAACCCCUCUUCUCUGGUCCCUUGUUGACAAAUGAACCACUGAUGAGCAGCCAAUUUUUGCACUGACUCUCACCCAGAGAUGGGAGGCUUUCUGGCUAUUAGCAAUAUAAAGUAUGGUACAUAUUCUUCCUAACCCUCUUUCCAUCACAUCAAAUGACUAUAACCUAUCUAUUCCAGUUAGUUAUGUUUAGAGUGGAUCAAGUAGCAUGUGUCUCGCUCCCUAUUGCUGUGGACUUUGGUAUUACAGCUAGAUGAUGUCCUUUUAACCUGGCCUGACAUAGUCUAGAUUGAAGACAAAAACACUAAUCCCCAUAUUGGAGGGAAUAAAUCUGUCUGUAUUCAAGCAGAAUACAAAGAUAGAUAGAUUGUGGAAACUGCUGUGGGGUCUUGAGCUGUGGAACGCUAUCUUGUUUGUUUCUUAAGCCUGUGGCUGUUGCAGGCACUUUAGAACUCCCCCCUUUUUUUGUAAUUGAAAUUUUCAUAAUCUCAUCACCAGGAAUGUAAUCUCUUGACUGAGAUCAGGGAAGAGAAGCCACCUAAAUUGGGCUUGACUAUAGGGCAUUGGGUUUUAGGGGAUGAAAAGGGGGAAAACAGAAUGGGUGAUCCAUUUAUCCCAGACACCAAGAAGGGAUCUCAGACUUUGGAGACAGAAGCAACUCAGCUUAGGAGGGGAAAGGUUUCCCACCCUUCUUCUCAAACCAAAAAAGUUCCUUAAUCCUUGCCCACCCCUUUGGGAAGUGGUUCCAAGCUUACAUUUCCAAGACAGGAUGCCAAUGGCAUCUCACCUGUUGUUGUGGGUACUCUAAAAGGCUUUCAUCUCCUAAUUAGCCAAGUUCUUAGUAUUGUCAAAGGACCAGACUUCUUGAGAGGAAAGACUGUAAAUGUGCCCUUGCUCUGCCAAGCUGCAGGACUGAUUUGCAUGGCAGUUGCAAUCUCUUUCUGAAAUGAACAGCACCCUCCCUUCUCUUAUAUCCAUGCAGAUUUCUUUCUUUCUUUUUCUUUUUUUUUGGGGGGGGAGGGGCAGGUGGGCAGGCAGGAUCCCAUGUUUAAUCUUUGCUAGCCUGGAACUCACCAUGUAGACCAGGACUGCUUCUGAGUCACAGAGAUUCACCUGUCUCUACCUCCUACCAAGCCCAGCCUAGCAGUCUUCACUGUUCACUAAGUGGGAAACACUACUUGGGAAGACCUUGCUAUUAGGAAGCCAUUGUAACGGGCUUCUCUUGACCGGGCUCAACUCUUCCUUAAUCACCCAUAUGAGACAGUUUCUUGUAAAUUUUCUAUUGGGCCAGGCAUGGUGGCACACGCCUUUCAUCCCAGCACUUGGGAGCAAGAGUCAGGUGGAGCUUUCUGAGUUU